AUGUAUUAUGGAAUUCCACAGUACACAGAGGCCUAUAAUAAAAUAGUGAAAAGUUCCUCUAGUCCGUCAUCAUGCCGGCUAGUGAUUUUUGUUUCAUGUCUGAAUAUUGACGCGUUAUGUGCCACGAAGAUGCUUUCAAAUAUCUUCAAGAAACAGCUGGUGCAGACCCAGAUUAUGCCCGUAUUUGGAUACAGCGAGCUAAAAUUGCAUUACGACAAACUGGACGAAACAAUCAAUAGUGUAAUCCUGGUGGGGUUCGGUGGGUUUAUAGAUUUGGAGACCUUUCUAGAUAUAGAUUCAGACCAGUUACUUAUAGACGAAGAAAAGCAUUUAUACUCAAGAGAUAUUUACGUCUUCGAUGGACAUAGGCCUUGGAAUCUAGAUAAUUUGUUUGGGUCUGAUAUCGUUCAUUGUUUAGAUGAUGGUACCGUGGAAGAGAACCUCCAAGAGGAGAAGAACGCCUACCUGAAAUUAUUGCAGAUUGAAAAUGAAAGGGAGCAAGAUGAUGACGAUGAGGACCUUUCAGAUUCCUCUGAUGGUGAAGACGAUGAGGAGGGUGGUGCACAGACUGAUCGUGAUGAUGGUCAAGACGAUGAAGAUAGUGAAGAUGAGUUUAUGAAUAACAAUAACAAGCGCCAGAAAAAUGACGAGGAUACAGAGCCAUCCAGAAAAAUGUUGAUUAAACAGAGAAAGAAGGAGAUGCAUGAAUGUGAAAAAGUUCUAGAAACGUAUUACACACAGGGUACCACUAUUGUAAACUCGAUAUCUUCACAGGUUUACUCGCUUUUAUCAGGUAUCGGUGAAACCAACUUACAGAAUUUGUGGUUAACAAUUCUCGGUGUCACAUCCUUGGACACGAUGUACACAAGUGUCUAUUCGCGACUAUCCCCAAUUCUACAGGAUGAGGUGAAACGAUUAUCCCCGAAGAAUGGUCAGCUGGCGCUAAGAACGCCAGAUUCGUUUCACAUAGAUCUACAACCAGAUUAUUACCUCUUUUUGUUGAGACAUACAUCUCUCUACGAUGGAUUUUACUAUUCGAAUUACGUCAAUGCUAAAUUGUCGAUAUGGAAUGAGAAUGGUAAAAAACGAUUGCAUAAGAUGUUUGCACGAAUGGGUAUACCGUUGAUCACUGCACAAGAGUCGUACCUUUACAUGGAUAACUCUAUAAAAAGGGAGCUAAAACUAAUCUUCGACAAGAAUCUUAACAGGUAUGGACUCCAAGACAUUGUAAAGGAUGGAUUUAUAAAAACAUUUGGGUACCGUGGUGUGAUCAGUGCAAGUGAGAUGGUCGAGGCCCUCACUGCAUUACUUGAAGUGGGGACCCAUCUUUCAGUUGAUGAACGAGGUAAUAUAUUCCACGAGAACACAGACAAGACUGACCACAUAAGCGUAAAGAGUAGAUGGGUAUCCAAUUUCUGGCUCUCAUUUGAUGCCCUGGAUGAGCACAAGACAGACGUUUUGAAAUGUGGGCUAAGACAUGCAACUCUAUUACAGAAGGCCAUUUUCAACACUGGUGUAGCCAUUUUGGAAAAGCGGCUAAUCAAGCAUCUCAGAAUUUACAGGUUAUGUGUCCUUCAAGACGGCCCAGAUAUCGCUCUGUACCAAAAUCCUUUAACUCUAUUGAGAUUAGGUAACUGGUUAAUCGAAUGUUGUUCUGAAGCGGAAGACAAGCAACUACUUCCGAUGGUUCUUGCGAGCAUCAAUGAGGCUACAGACACGUAUUUAGUGGCAGGGCUCUCCCCCAGGUACCCGCGUGGGCUAGACACAAUCCAUACCAAGGCACCAAUAUUGAACAACUUCAGCAUGGCAUUCCAACAAAUUACAAAACAGACGGGCGCACAUGUGAAAAUAGACAAUUUCGAGAGUUCCAUCAUCGAGAUCCGUAGGGAGGAUCUGUCGCCGUUCUUGGAAAAAUUAACUUUAAGUGGACUCAUUUGA
Huiozyma naganishii CBS 8797 is the source of this 1938-nucleotide messenger RNA. RefSeq names its product DNA replication initiation factor CDC45 (gene CDC45). Gene Ontology annotation, cellular component: DNA replication preinitiation complex. The coding region runs from base 1 to 1938 and encodes 645 amino acids. The transcript has a single exon. NCBI's taxonomy places the organism in Eukaryota, Fungi, Ascomycota, Saccharomycetes, Saccharomycetales, Saccharomycetaceae. Gene Ontology annotation, molecular function: single-stranded DNA binding; chromatin binding; DNA replication origin binding. The record is from RefSeq and is a predicted model, not a curated record. Gene Ontology annotation, biological process: double-strand break repair via break-induced replication; mitotic DNA replication preinitiation complex assembly; DNA replication initiation.